CAAAAACCCCCAAAUUUCCCCCAAAUCCCCCCGGGGGUCGCUGCGUUUCCUUUUUUCUCCACCAGGCGGCGCCACGAGGGGGCGGGACCCUCUCCGCGCGCUCCCAUUGGCCACGCCGCCGCUUUGAUUGACGCGCGGCUCGGCCAAUGAGAGGGGCGGGAAGGCGGAAGAGAAGGGCGGAAGCGGAAGCGGAAGCGGAAGCGGAAGCGGGGCCGGCGGCGAUGGCGGCGCUGUGGGGACGGGUCGGGGCGCUCAGCGGAGCCGCCGCCGUGGCGGCCGCGGCCUACGGGGCCCACGGAAUGCGCCGCAGCGACCGGGACGAGUAUCAGAAGGAGCUGUACGAGAUCGCCAAUCGCUUCCACCUCCUGCACAGCCUGGCCCUGCUGGCGGUGCCCCACUGCCGCCGGCCACACCUGGCGGGGGCGCUGCUGCUGGGGGGGGUGGGGCUGUUCUGCGCCCCCCUGUACCGGCAGGGCCUGACCGGGGACCCGGCGGGGGCGGCGGCGGCGCCGCUCGGGGGCUCCCUGCUCAUCCUGGGCUGGGCCGCCAUGGCGCUCUAGGCACGAAAAUGGGCUGAAAAACGGCAAAAA
Taeniopygia guttata (zebra finch) is the source of this 590-nucleotide messenger RNA. Lineage: Eukaryota; Metazoa; Chordata; Aves; Passeriformes; Estrildidae. The record is from RefSeq and is a predicted model, not a curated record.